AUGUCUUCAAUAAAUCAAUAUGAAUUAUUGAAAAUAAAUGGUUCAUGGAAAGAUCGUCUGAAAUAUAUUUUAUCAUUGACUGAUAAAAAUGAUUUAGAAAAGCAUUUAAAACAAUCAUCUGAAUCAUCUUAUGAUGAUUUAAAGAUGUUGAUUUCUUUAUCAUUAUCAACUAAGAAUGAGAAAAAUUUGUUCGACAUAUUUAAAAACAAUUCAUUAUCAACAAAACAACGAGCUUCUGCUGGUCAACGCUGGAUUCUACUUCAAAAAGAUCCAAAACAAAUUCAUAAAUUUAUUGUUGAAUCAAUCAAUGAUAAAAAUCUUCCUCGAUAUUUAAAACAUCAAAUAUUGAAAGAUCUUCAUCGAGUUGAUUGUUUAAAAAAAUCUUCAUCAUUUUUUUAUGAUCUUGCUUGUCAUUUAACAGAAUCAAAUAAUCAUGAACAAUAUAAUAUAGAUGCCUAUUUAGUACCAUUUUGUAAAUACGAUCAAAUAAUUGAUCUUUUAUCACGAUGGUCAUUAAAACGUUUUGAACAAAUUAAUUUAUCAUCAGCAUUUUAUUUUAAAUUAAUUCGUUAUCAACCUCUUAUUAUCAUUCAUUUAAUGAAAGCUGAUUUAAAUGAAUACAAAAAUGAUUAUGAAAAAAUUUCGAAUUAUUUUAACAAAAAAUAUGAAACAUUUCAAUUAAUUUCAAAAAAAGAACCAAAAACAUUGAUGAAUUUAACAAUUGAAUAUUUAAAUCAAUUAGAGAAACAUAAAAGAUUCUUACCUUAUUUUAUUCAUUGCAACGAUACAUAUUUUUUUGAAAAAUGUCCAGAAGAAAUGAUUCAAAUAAUAACAAUUAUUGCUUCAAAUCAACCAGGUCAAAUGAAAUAUACAUCAAGCUGGAGUAAUGAAGGAUAUGAUUUCACUUCACUUCAAAUACCUCGUUCAUUUUCUAUUGAAAAUUAUGUUCGUUUAUUUCUUGCUUUAUAUGAUACAUGUAAAUGGUCAUCAAAUUAUACGAUUGGUAUAUUUCAAUAUAUUUUACAAAGUUCAGAACAAUCAUUAAGUCUUUAUAGAUUAAAGAAAGAAAAAAAAUGGUUAGUUGAUAUUGUUAUUGAAAAACAUAUUGGAAAAGAAUUAUUUUUAAAAAAAUUAUUAAAAGAAGGAACUGAAGAAAGUCUUCGUCUAUUUCAAAUGUAUCCAGAAUUUACAACACCACUUUCUAUUCAUAUAUUAUCACAAUCUGAACGUGAUAGAGUAGUUGAUGAUAAAAAACGUUUAACAUUUCUUCGUUAUCAACUAAUGACACAAGAAAUUUUUGAUAAAUUUUUAUCCUUAUUUAAAAAAACGGGUUCAGAUGUUAAUCAGCGUGUUAUUAAUUAUCCACUUUUGCUUGAGUGUGCUAUAUCAACAAAUGAGCAAUAUGUUAAAAAAGUUCUGGAAUGGAUUGAAAAAAGAUUUACUAAUGAACAAUUAAAUGUUAUUGCAAGUUUCUUAAGCAAAUUAAAUUCAUAUAAUAUGCGAUUUAAUUUAGAAUAUUUACCAAAUAAUAUUAAUUCAAUUCAAACUAUUAUUAAUAUUGCUACUAAUCAUUUACAACAAUCAUCAUAUACUUUACAAAUUAUUUUAAAUUAUGGAAUCUUUUUACUUCGAUCUGUUGAACAUCAUCCAAAUAAACAGCGAAAAGAAAUCAUUCAACAAUUUGCUAAGAAAAUUAUCAAACAAUGUUUUUCAACGAGUGAUAAUAUUAGACCUGAUGGAACACCAAUAAGUAAAUCAUAUCCAGAAGCACGUUCUAUAUUGGCUGAUAUUCUUAUAACAGAUUUAUUUCCAAAACUUAUUUCCAAAACAAUGUUAGAUGAAUUAAGUAAUUCAUUAGACUCAUAUAUAGAUGAAGCUUGGCAUUUACCACAAAUGGAUUUAUUUAUUAAUACAUUUUUCACUCAAUCUCUUUCUUCAUCAACAAAACUUCAAUCAACAUUUCAAAUUGAUGAACAUUCUUCGAUGAUUUCAUUUUAUUUAAAAAAUAAAUCAACUCGAUUCGAAAGAGUUAAUCAAUUAAUUAAUCAAAUUGAUAAAAUAUUUUUCAUUGAUCCAAAUGUUCAACGAAUUGCUUUACAUUCUCAAAAAUAUCAACAAUUAAUAGAUGAAUUAGUUCAAGAUAAUAAAUGUCUUACUUUAGAUAAAUUAACAAAUGAACAAUGUAAACUUUCAACAAUUUUAAGUGCUACAACAAAAAAUCUUAAACUACCUGGAUUAUAUAUUAAUAUAUUGAGUAGUUGUUAUUAUCUAUUGACUGGAAAACAACAACAGCAUAUAACUCAUAUUAUUCUAAACGAUUAUUUACGAGACAAAGACGUAUCUAAUUUAGAUAAAUUAAAAUCAUUACGUAUUCUUCGUUCUCUAUCAUCAACACAUAACGAAACACUUGAAUGGCUUCAAAAAAACCAAGAUUCUCAAUUAGUAAUAAAGUCUUCGGAUGAAAACUCUCGUCCACGAAGUCGUGCUGCUGCUAUUCAUCCACUUGAUGAUAUAAUUCUAUGUCUACCAGCUACAUUUGAUUUAACUCCAGAUAAUUUACUAAAACAUUUUGAUCUAUUAAAAACAAAAUUAAAUGCAUCAAAUGCAAAAUUUAUUAGUGAUGCUAUGUUAAGUAUUUCAAUUAAAAUAAGUGAUGAAAGUUUCUUAAAAUCUUAUCUUGAAUUUAUUCGUAAUGAACAAUUUCAAAAACUCGGUAUAACAGCAAAUAAAGAACUUCUUCGCUUAUUAAUUCAAUAUGUAUAUGAUUCAAGAUUAAUAACAACUGUUAUAAAACCUUUAUGGGAUAGACAUCCUCAUCAAGAUAUUCGUGCAUGUCUUAUUUUAAUUCUACUUUAUUUUAUUGGUAAAUCACAUUCCGAUAUAGUUUGGAAUAUUCUUGAACAAGCUGCAUAUGAUGAAUAUUUUCCUGUAGUGGAAACUUUAUUUGUUAGUUAUCGAGGAGAUUCUCGUUGGCCAUUAUCAAAAUUGAAAUAUUCAUCGAAAAAUUUAUUUGAAAAUUUUGUUAAUCAAAUACAAUUUAAAAUAUUAGAUCAUCCAACAUUAUUAGAAGCACGUUCAUAUGCUUGGUCGUAUCUUGAAUAUGAUUAUUGUUGUACGAAUGAGUUAAUUAACAAAGCUCAAAGUUUAUGUAUUCGAUUUGAUAAAGAUGGUAAUGUUUUAUGGUCAAACGCUUUUCAAAAAAUUAUUUUAUUUUAUAAACAAAAAAAGAUAUCUUCCUUAGAUAUAAUUAUUGAUAUUAUUAAAAAAAUUAUGUCAUACAGAGAUGAUAUCGAUACAAAACAAAAUGCCAUUAAUAAUCAACAUGAUUUACCAUUGAAAAAAAUGUCGUCAAUAAAUGAAUAUGAAUCAUUAAAAAUUAGUGGUACAUCAAGAGAUCGUAUUAAAUAUAUAUUAUCCCUAUCCGAUAAAAAUCAUAUAGAAAAACAUUUAAAAGAAUCGUUAUUAUCAUCUUACGAUGAUUUACAGGCUUUUAUUUUUCUAUCAAUAUCAACAAAAAAUCAGAUUAAUUUAUUGGAAAUAUUCAAAAAUGAUUCAUUGCCAGUAAAACAACGAGCUUUUGCUGGUCAACACUGGAUUCAACUUCAAAAUGAUGAAAAACAAAUUUAUAAUUUUCUUGUUGAAUCAAUAAAUGAUAAAAAUCUUGCUCGAUAUUUAAAGCAUAAAAUUUUGAAAGAUCUUCAUCGAGUAAAAUGUUUAAAAAAAUCGUCAUCAUUUUUUUAUGAUCUUGCUUGUCAUUUAACUAAAUCAAAUAGUCAUGAACAAUAUAAUAUUGAUGGAUAUUUAGUACCAUUUUGUAGUAAAGAUCAAAUUCUUAAUCUUUUAUCUCGAUGGUCAAUAAAACGUUUUGAACAAAUUGAUUGUUCAUCAGCAUUUUAUUUCAAAUUAAUUCGUUAUCAACCAUCUAUUAUAAUUCAUUUAAUAAAAGAAGAUUUAAAUGAAAUAAAGACAAAUAAUGAAAAAUUUUCAAAUUAUUUUCAAGAAUAUGAACAAUUAUUUAAUUUACUUUCGACAAAAUUACCAAAAGAAUUAACUUAUUUAACAAUUGAUUAUUUAAAUCAAUUAGAAACACAUAAAAGAAAUUUACCUCAAUUUAUUGAUUCAAAACAAACCUAUUUCUUUAAAAAAGUUCCUGAUGAAAUGAUUCAAUUAAUAACAAUCAUAGCUUCAAAUAAACCAGGUCAAAUUAAAUCUAUGACACGUUGGGAUAGUAGAGGAUCUGAAAUAAGUUCAUUUUCAUUUCCUCGUUCAUUUUCAAUUGAAAAUUAUCGUAAAUUAUUUGUUUGUUUAUAUGAUACAUGUAAAUGGUCAUCAAAUCAUACAAUGAAUAUUUUUAAAUUAAUGUUAGAAAAUAGAAAUAAAUAUUCAAAUAUAUAUUCAUUAAAAAAAGAACGAAAAUGGUUAAUUGAUACAAUUAUUGAAAAAUAUAUUGGAAAAGAAUUAUUUUUAAAAAUAUUAUUAAAAGAAGCAAAUGAAAAUUAUCUUUUAUUAUUUGAUAAAUAUGUUGAAUUUACAACACCAGCUUCUCUUCAAGUAAUAUCACAAUAUGAACGUAAAAGAAUUGUUGACGAUAAAGAACGUUUAUCAUUAAUUCGUUAUCAAAUAAUGACAGAAAAUCUUUAUGAUCAAUUUUUAUCUUUAUUUAAAAAAACAGGUUCAGAUGUCAAUCAACGUCAACAAAAUUAUGUUUUUUUUCUUCAAUCUGCUAUUUUAACAAAUGAACAAUAUAUAAAAAAUGUUAUUCAAUGGAUCGAAAAAAGAUUUACUAAUGAACAAUUAAUUGUUAUUGAAAAUUUUUUAAAUAAUUUAUCUUCAUAUAAUAUGAAACUUAAUUUUCAAAGUUUAAUAAAUAAUUUUGAUUCAAUUGAAUCUAUUAUUAAUAUUGCUAUUAAUCAUUUACAACAAUCAACAACUACUUUACGAACUAUUAUUUCUUAUGGAAGUUUUUUACUUAAAUCUAUUGAAUAUCAUCCAAAUAAACAAACAAAAGAAUUAAUUCAACAAUUUGCUACGAAAAUCAUUCGAAAGUUAAAUGCAUCAAAUGCAAAAUUUAUUAGUGAUGCUAUGCUAAGUAUUUCAAUUAAAAUAAGUGAUGAAAUUUUCUUAAAAUCUUAUCUUGAAAUUAUUCGUAAUGAACAAUUUCAAAAAUUUGGUAUAACAGCAAAUAAAGAACUUCUUCGUUUAUUAAUUCAAUAUGUAUCUGAUACAAGUUUAAUAACAACUGUUAUAAAACCUUUGUGGGAUAGUCAUCCUCAUCAAGAUAUUCGUGCAUGUCUUAUUUUAAUUCUACUUCAUUUUAUUGGUAAAUCACAUUCCAAUGAUGAUAAUAAUAUUAUUUGGAACAUUCUUGAACAAGCUGCAUAUGAUGAAUAUCUUCCUGUGGUAGAAAAUUUAUUUGUUAGUUAUCGAGGAUAUUCUCGUUGGCCAUUAUCAAAAUUGAAAUAUUCGUCGAAAAAUUUAUUUGAAACAUUUGUUAAUCAAAUACAAUUUAAAAUAUUAGAUCAUCCAAGAUUAUUAGAAGCACGUACAUAUGCUUGGUCAUAUCUUGAAUAUGAAUAUUGUCAUACGAAUGAAUUAAUUAACAAAGCUCAAAAUUUAUGUAUUCGAUUUGAUAAAGAUGGCAAUGUUUUAUGGAUAAACGCUUUUCAAAAAAUUAUUUUAUUUUAUAAACAACGAAAGAUAUCGUCCUUAAAUAUAGUUAUUGAUAUUAUUAAAAAAAUUAUGUCAUACAGAGAUGAUGUCGAUGCAAAACAAAAUGCCAUUAAUAAUCAACAUGAUUUACCAGUUUAUCGUCGUAUUCAAACUAUUCUAAGAAAUCUUAUAUCUAAGAUUAAUGAAUUUGAUAAUGAGAAAAAAAUUCAUUUUCGUUCACUUAUUCCAAUUUUUCUUCAAUUUGAUAAAAUAUUGGCUCCUCUUAUUGGAAAAUUAUUACUAAAAAUCGCUCAAAAUAAAGAAGAUAUUGAAGAUGCAUUAAAAAUUCUUCAAGAUAAUUUACCUGAAAUUUAUUUUGAAAGAAUAUUAACAGAACUAUCAGGUUUUCUUCAAAAGGAAGAUUAUUGCCAUUUUAUUAAACAUUUAAGUGUUGAUGAAAAACUUAAUUUAGCCCAAUGGUUUAUUAUGGAAAAAAAUCGACCAUUAUUCGUUUUUGAUUUUCUUCAAGAUUCUGUAUUUAAUCAAGCUUCUAUUGAUCGUGAAAAAUGCCAAAAUCUUCUUCGAUAUUUACGACAAUCGGAAAAUUUAACUGUAAGAGAGAAAGCCAUAAAUUAUACCGUAGCUUGGAGAGAUGAUGAUGAUGUCGACAAUAAUGAUUAA
Messenger RNA from Rotaria sp. Silwood2, 6330 nucleotides. The record is from the annotation of a GenBank genome assembly. NCBI's taxonomy places the organism in Eukaryota, Metazoa, Rotifera, Eurotatoria, Philodinida, Philodinidae.